AACAGUAUGUGGAAUUAAAUUAUGGAAUGGAUUAAGUAAAGAAGUUAAAAAUUGUACUGACAUGAUCCAGUUUAAGAGGUUGUUUAAAUUAAUAGUGCUUACAAAGUACAAAGAAGAAGAAUUAUGAGAAAAACUUCCAACCUUAUUGAAAAUAUUCUUCAUCUCAGUAUGUUAAUAAUGACUGAAUUAAUUAAUUACAUAUUACAAACUGUUGUAUAUACUAAUUCAUAGAUGUUAUUUUAUUAUAUAAAAAGGUCAGUAAAUGAUUUUAUAUAAUUGUAAACGCUUUGAAGUGGGAAAGGGGUAGGAUUAAAUAAGCUUUGCUUCUUCCUACUCCUUUUCGGGCAUGAUGUAAAUGAAAUGAUAUGAAAUUGUGUGAUGUAUUAUGAUGUAAAUGUGUUCAUGUUCGAAAUAAACUAAAAGAGAGAAAAGAAAAGAAAGAAUUGAUUAACGUGGACCCCGAAAAAACUUAUUCGGGUGUUACCAUUUAGUGGUCAAUUGUACGGAAUAUGUACUGUACUGUGCAAUCUACUAAUAAAAAUUUCAAUCAAUCAAAAAAAACAAAAAACAUAGUUGCCUUUAUUUUGGAAAAACUGCCGAGAAGUAGGUUUUUGGCGCAUGCGCAAACGGACCCGGCAGUGACAUGCGAUAUGGCGGAAAAAACUACAUUUCCUGUCAGCAACCUUCUUUGUUCGUUUUGCUCACAGACGCAGCCCGCUUGCACGAAGACCACAAUGUGUCAACAAUCGCAAGACACCGGGGCUAAGCUGAAAUACGAAUCACUCCAACUUUUUUGAAACAACUCUGUUGGUCUGUCAUUCCUUUCGAUACAAGCUGUAGAAAUGGCGCGUCGCUAACCAGAUGUUAGCUACGUGACUUUUAUUUUUCCCCCCCAAUUUUUUCAUUCCUGGUUUGUCAACUGCAUCGAGUGAACAUCAAUGGAGACUUCGUCCCCAACUGCUGUUGCAGAAUCCACGCUGGAGACGCCACCUCUUGUGUGUGACAACUUGUCAAAGCCCUGUUAUAUGGACUACCCAGUUCACCGACCAUGCACAGCCCCACUUGUGCACCACACACCAUGUCGCUCAUAUGACACCUAUCGCCCUCCAUCGCCCAGCAAAGGCUACCCAGAGACCAACAGUGCAGCCAUCUUGUCGGCGUUGAGGAAUCUCCAGGAGAAGAUCAGGAGGUUGGAGUUGGAGAAGCACGCAGAGCUCGGUCAAGGAGACGCAGCACUGCGUUCGCAAUCACACAGAAUGCGGCAGAGACCCGCCACCACUCAGAUGGACGCAAGAUUAAGGCCAACAAAUGAGCAGCACAAAUGCAAUCAAGACGCAGCCCGCUUGCACGAAGACCACAAUGUGUCAACAAUCGCAAGACACCAGGGCUAAGCUGAAAUACGAAUCACUCCAACUUUUUUGAAACAACUCUGUUGGUCUGUCAUUCCUUUCGAUACAAGCUGUAGAAAUGGCGCGUCGCUAACCAGAUGUUAGCUACGUGACUUUUAUUUUUUCCCCCCAAUUUUUUCAUUCCUGGUUUGUCAACUGCAUCGAGUGAACAUCAAUGGAGACUUCGUCCCCAACUGCUGUUGCAGAAUCCACGCUGGAGACGCCACCUCUUGUGUGUGACAACUUGUCAAAGCCCUGUUAUAUGGACUACCCAGUUCACCGACCAUGCACAGCCCCACUUGUGCACCACACACCAAGUCGCUCAUGUGACACCUAUCGCCCUCCAUCGCCCAGCAAAGGCUACCCAGAGACCAACAGUGCAGCCAUCUUGUCGGCGUUGAGGAAUCUCCAGGAGAAGAUCAGGAGGUUGGAGUUGGAGAAGCACGCAGAGCUCGGUCAAGGAGACGCAGCACUGCGUUCGCAAUCACACAGAAUGCGGCAGAGACCCGCCACCACUCAGAUGGACGCAAGAUUAAGGCCAACAAAUGAGCAGCACAAAUGCAAUCAAGACGCAGCCCGCUUGCACGAAGACCACAAUGUGUCAACAAGCGCAAGACACCAGGGCUAAGCUGAAAUACGAAUCACUCCAACUUUUUUGAAACAACUCUGUUGGUUUGUCAUUCCUUUCGAUACAAGCUGUAGAAAUGGCGCGUCGCUAACCAGAUGUUAGCUACGUGACUUUUAUUUUUUUCCCCCAAUUUUUUCAUUCCUGGUUUGUCAACUGCAUCGAGUGAACAUCAAUGGAGACUUCGUCCCCAACUGCUGUUGCAGAAUCCACGCUGGAGACGCCACCUCUUGUGUGUGACAACUUGUCAAAGCCCUGUUAUAUGGACUACCCAGUUCACCGACCAUGCACAGCCCCACUUGUGCACCACACACCAAGUCGCUCAUAUGACACCUAUCGCCCUCCAUCGCCCAGCAAAGGCUACCCAGAGACCAACAGUGCAGCCAUCUUGUCGGCGUUGAGGAAUCUCCAGGAGAAGAUCAGGAGGUUGGAGUUGGAGAAGCACGCAGAGCUCGGUCAAGGAGACGCAGCACUGCGUUCGCAAUCACACAGAAUGCGGCAGAGACCCGCCACCACUCAGAUGGACGCAAGAUUAAGGCCAACAAAUGAGCAGCACAAAUGCAAUCAAGCAUUAGUCACCCAACUUGCAGCUGCGGAGUCUCGCUGUGUCAGCUUGGAGCGUCAGCUGGUUCACAUGAAGAAGAUGUUGCGCAACGCUAAAGGAGAGAAGAGCAGCCUGCUCAAACGACAGGUGACCAUGGAGGCCUCGACAUCUGCGCACGGACAACCCGUUCCUGUCUCUGAGCAGUUGCAGCUGCAGAAAAUGCUGCAACUGGAGCAGGAAUAUCUCAAGCUGACGCAGAUGCAGGGACAAGCUGAGGUGAAGAUUCAAGAGCUUGAGCAGAAGCUGCAGGAAGAGGAGCACCAGAGAAAGCAGCUGCAGUUGGGUUUGGAGACCAACAGGAUCCUUCUACAGUCGUCAUCACCGCGUUGGUCCAAAGAGAGGAAGAGCACCUUAAAGAAAAAGUCUUCCUACACAGAACCUCACUACAGACUCAACCUAAAAGAUGUACCUUUCGUGACCGGAACGUCUGUAGGCGGUAGCCACUCUGUCCGAGCAAACGUGCAAUCGGUCCUGUCUCUCCUGAAGCGCCACCAACCUCAGUUGUGCAACAGCCAGGUUCUCGACAACAACAACAAGCCCAUCCGCUUGGGCGCAGACAGCCGCCGCCAUUCGGACACUUCCUCCGACUCCGCCUCGUCCGCCAGUUUGGACCUGUCGGAGCUUUUGCAGGGGCUACAAGAGGAACUGAGACUGAUGAGUUUAGAACAGGACGAGUUGAUGCGUCAGCUGGACCUCUGUGUUUAUGUACAGGAAAGAAAGCAGCUUGAGAGGGAGCAAGAGCUGCUGCUCCUCAAAAUGGAGCGCAAAGGAGAGCAGAUCAAUAAACUUUAUGUGCAUAAAAUACAGAUAAAGAAAUUUAAAAAGGAAGCGAAUACGAGGCAGGCGAGCAGAACUCCAUCGCCAAGACCGACCACGGCGAUGGACACUAAAGGGCGUUCUGCAGUAGCUGUCAAGCCAAAACCAGGGGAGAAAAGCAGGCGCAGUCUGAGGCUGCUUAAGGACAUGAAAGCGCUGCAGACUUCAUUAAGGAAAUGAGACCCAAGCGGAAAGUGCACAUCCAAAUUUACAUGAAUUGUGCAGGCCCUCCACACCUAAAGUACUGGUACAUAUUUAUUUUCUCCUAUUGCUACCUGUCAGCCUUACAUCAAAUGAAAAAGCACAAUGACGCGAUUACAUUAUUUUGUGGGGACAUUUGGCUUGCUAACUAACACAGAGCGUUACAGCGUAUACAAGUAAGUUCAAAUGUCACUUAAAUAAAUAAUGGUGCUUAUGACUGUAAACUUUUGUUGCAAAAAAUUUAUUUGUUGCUUGAUUUUUAUUUUUUUUAUAAAACAUUAUUACUCUCAGUAUAUGACUAAAAAAAAUAUUUAUCCUUGAUCAAUACGACAUGACAAAGUGUAUGUGUGGUGACUUAUGAACAUACCAAA
This is a messenger RNA of Entelurus aequoreus (snake pipefish), 4005 nucleotides long. RefSeq names its product centrosomal protein 57 (gene cep57). Gene Ontology annotation, molecular function: microtubule binding; identical protein binding; gamma-tubulin binding. The record is from RefSeq and is a predicted model, not a curated record. The transcript has 17 exons. Lineage: Eukaryota; Metazoa; Chordata; Actinopteri; Syngnathiformes; Syngnathidae. Bases 2189 to 3613 code for a protein of 474 amino acids. Gene Ontology annotation, cellular component: centrosome.